Molecule: messenger RNA, 696 nt
Organism: Cucurbita pepo subsp. pepo (vegetable marrow)
Lineage: Eukaryota; Viridiplantae; Streptophyta; Magnoliopsida; Cucurbitales; Cucurbitaceae
Molecular function (GO): nucleic acid binding; zinc ion binding
Source: RefSeq, a predicted model, not a curated record
AUGUUGCAAACAAUGCUUGCAGGUGUGGAACAUGUAAAGGAAGCAAAGGUGCAUAUCUUGAAGAGUGAGUUCGAGGUUAUCUGCAUGAAAGACGGUAAGUCAAUAGACAAUUUUUCCAUGAAGUUGAUGACAAUCAUCAGUGGCAUUUGUUCUUUAGACAACACCCUAGAGGAGAUCUCCGUUGUCAAGAAGUUCCUUCGAGUUGUUCUCCCAAGAUUGAUGCAUACCUCUAUUGAGAAAUUCAACAACCUUAAUAACAUGUCAGUUGAGAAGGUCAUUGGUCGUCUUAAAGCCCAUGAGGAGAGACUUUGUGGCUACAAAGACAAAGAGGAGGAGAAACACCUCUUACUCACACAUGAGGAGUGGCUCACAUGGAUGAAGAAGAAAGAUACAACUGACUCUUCAUCUUCAGGUACGAAUGGACAUGACGGUCACAACAAGGAAAGUAAAGGUCAUAGGCGUGGCCGUGGUCCUGGUGGCAUAGGAGGUCGUGGCAAUACCUCAAAAAUCCAUGACAAUGUCAACCCUUGGCAGGACAAGAGUAUGAUCAAGUGUUACUCUUGUGAAAAAUACGGGCACUAUGCAAUAGAGUGCCGCAAGAAGAAGCAUGAUGAGGAGGCAAACCUCACACUCACGCAUGAUCAAGAGCCCACACUGAUAUUGGCCAAGAAGAUGUCUAACCUGUUGAUGCUCUAA